Molecule: messenger RNA, 2608 nt
Organism: Crotalus tigris (Tiger rattlesnake)
Lineage: Eukaryota; Metazoa; Chordata; Lepidosauria; Squamata; Viperidae
Product: transcription factor HIVEP3-like
Exons: 3
Coding region: 1-1920 (639 amino acids)
Biological process (GO): regulation of transcription by RNA polymerase II
Cellular component (GO): nucleus
Molecular function (GO): RNA polymerase II cis-regulatory region sequence-specific DNA binding; DNA-binding transcription factor activity, RNA polymerase II-specific
Source: RefSeq, a predicted model, not a curated record
AUGAUAGGAACCACUGAAGAUCUCUUCCAAGAUUCAGAAGGACAGGAGGGAUCUGAGUUACUUGAACACCAGUUUUCAGACUUGGAAGAGUCUGGUGAUGAUGAUGAUGAUGAUGAUGAUGAUGAUGAUGAUGAUGAUGAUGAUAAUGAGGAAGAAGAGGAUGAGGAGGAAGAAGAGGAAGAGGAUAACCAAGAGGAAUCACUUGGAAAGCCUUCUGAAACAAAGAAUACUUCCCUUCCAGGGAACUUUCUACUAAGUUCUCUCCUUUCCCAGGAAAAAGGUACCAAGACAACCUUGUCUGCAGUAGAAGAUGUUCCUUCUGGUAAUGAGAGUACUGUUCAUUGUUCCCAGACUGCCUCCUUAGAGCCUGAAAUGAAAUGGUCAGCUGACAGCUGUGAAGUUGCUGUGUGCCACAGCUUGUUAAGACUUCAUCGACCAGCUCAGUCCUUCGGUGUGCUCUCAACUUCGGCUGAGAAGGAAUCUGUUAGAAGACCGCAGAUGCUCUUAGCGAUGGAUUUGUCAGUCUCCAAAGAUAUCGCGCCUAGAAGGAAGUGUUCCCAAAGCAAGGACUGUGGGAUUAGCAGUAGUGGAAACAACCGGUCCUUGACUCAAAAGCAUCUGUUAACCAAAAAUGAAACUUCACCAAAAAGAUUGUCAUAUACUGGAGAAAUGCCCUCCAGUCACCAAGCUCUGAGAGAGUCAUUUGUCUUCUAUAAUUCAUCACCAAGAGUUGAGAUCUCACCAAGCAGAUACCUUUCUUCAAAGACAGAGCUCUCAUCACCCUUAUACCUUCCGCCAGCAAGAGGGAUUUCUCCGGUGAGAUGUGUCUCUCCAAGUAGGGAAAUGUCAUCAUCUAGAUACUUAUCUCUGAAGAAAAUGCUGUCCCAGAGCUAUUCAGAGCCACCUUCAUGGUAUCCAUUCCCAGGAAGAGAGGAGUUGCCUUCUCAGAGCCAAGUGGCAGCAGAUGAAAAAGUACAAAACUUAAGUAAAACUCACUAUGGAAUAUUAUCUUCGGUGCCUCUACCUCACAGGUCCCUUGACAAGGAUACAGAGCUGCAUGAAGACCCUAAGCUGAAGACAGAGUCCAGGAGCCCAACAGUUUCACCAGGCAUCAUUCAACAUCUCUAUUUCAGACCUUUGCAUUCGCUCCAUGAAGUACCCAUUCAUGCUCCGGAUCGAGUGGAAGACCAUAUUUUUAGUCAUCUCCCUUUGCACUCCCAGCAAUUACCCAGGAGCCCUUGCCCAAUGAUCCCAAUUGGGGGCAUCCAAAUGGUCCAAGCAAGGCCCAGUAGCCAUCCCAGCUUGGGGCAUGGAUCAGUGAUGUCCCUACAGGCCAGCUACUUUGAACUUGGUGGUAGCACUUCUGAAUUCAGCCAGAUGAAAGUCAAGGGCAAAGAAACUCCAAACAGAUAUGAAGCUCCUUCUUCAUCGGCCACUUCGCCACUUCAAAGCGGCAUCUACAUGGAAGAGAAAACAAGAACUAGUGAACUUCAGCAAAUACAAUCCAAGGAGGGAUACAGGGUAAAAAAGUGUAGUUCAGAGCAGGAGAGCUGUACGGCCACCCAGAUGAGUUCUUGCUCAAUGGGGGAGUAUUCUUCAAAGCCUUUGGCUCAUGGGGAAGGACCCUUCACCAAGAAGGGGAAGAAACAUGGUGGCAGCUCAUGUACUACUUUCAGAUCCAACUGCACUUUUAUUUCAAGCAUCCCCACGCAGUCACUGGACCGAAGCAGCAGCAUGGGCUGCCUAUUGGAACAUUCAUUCAGCCAGUCCUCUCACCAGCUCUCCACCAGAAGAAGGAACCUGUCAGGAGAGCCAGCCCCACAAGCAGGGGCACCUAGGAGAAGAAGUCCAUCCUUGGAACAUGCUGCAGGCUUUGGCUUAGCACAAAGCCGAAUGGAGAACAGUACAGGAAAUACUUAAGCUCCUGCUCUGUCCUUCUCAGCAAUUUCUCAGAUGUUAACAACAGACCUUGGUCAGUGCUGUUGGUUUUAGAGUAAAUCAUUGCUAUAGGAAGGUCCCUUUGGUGUAGAAAAAUCAUGCUCCGUCCCUCCAUUUUACUUUCACAUUUCCUUGUGCCUUUAUCAAUGCCCCUUUUUGUUGUGGUUGCUUGACAUGCACACACACAAAACUGAAGCUACAAGUGUUUUACACACUUGAAAAGGUGUUAAUCACUCAUGCCUCUCCAUUGCCAUUAACCAUGUCUGUUCCAAGGAACUCCGAUAAAUGCAGACAGGAAAGAGUCAAGAAUCUUUUCCAAAGGAUGCACUGAAAACUUCUAGGAAAAUUGACACCUCUUCAGAGAUACUGAUUAGGAAAAAAAAAAAAUCUGCUCCCCUGUACAGAAGUUAUAAUCCCCCAUCCCUAUUUAUUACAUGCUUUAUUUAAUAUGUGGUGAAGUGCUUGUUAUUUUAUAAUGGUCCUUUUUAUUAUUAUUUGCAUUAUUCUGAUUGCCUGUAAAUGUGCUUUAAGGACAGCUGUGACUGUUCUGAUGGGGAGGGGGGAGAAGUGUUUACCCUUGAAUUGUUGAUGAAAUUAGCACUUACUUUGGGGAGGUAUUAAUGGCAGUGAAAAUAAUUCGGUCUCCCUGCCCUGAAAAAAAGGGGGGGGG